UGCUGCUGCUCUCUGCCUCACCGCUGCUUCACUGCUGCUCUGAAGAUAUUACACAAUGGCGCUGGUGGCUGAGUUCCUGGGCCAGCUGACCCUGACCUACGGAGGGGAGAGCGAGCCCAAAUUCCCCACGGUGGUGGCAGUUCGAGACUUCGACCCGGCCAAAGACGCUGCCAGGAUCGAGACGGCCAUCAAGACGAAGGGCGUCGAUGAACAGACGAUCAUCGACAUCCUGACCCGGCGGAGCUACGAGCAGCGCAGGGAGAUCGCCUUCGAGUACGAGCGGCUUGCCAAGAAGGAUAUGAUCACAGCCCUGAAGGGGGCGCUGUCCGGCUCUCUGGAGACGGUGACCCUGGGUCUGAUGAAGAGCACGGCGCAGUACGACGCUGCUGAGCUCAAAGCCUCCAUGAAGGGUUUGGGAACAGACGAGGAGAGCCUCAUCGAGAUCGUGUGCUCCCGGAGCAGCGAGGAGCUGCUGGAGAUCAAGAAGGUUUACAAAGAGAUGUUCAAGAAGGAGCUGGAGAAAGACGUGGCAGGAGACACUUCCGGAAACUUCGCCAAGCUCCUGCUGUCUCUGGUCCAGACCAAGAGAGACGAGCCGUCUAACGUGGUGGACUACGAGAAGAUCGACGAGGACGCCAGGGCUCUGUACGAGGCCGGGGUGAAGAGGAAGGGGACUGACGUCGCCACCUGGAUCUCCAUCAUGUCCCAGAGGAGCGUCCCCCACCUGCAGAAAGUGUUUGACAGAUAUAAGAGCUACAGUCCGUACGACAUGAAGGAGAGCAUCAGGAAGGAGGUGAAGGGAGACCUGGAGAAGUCCUUCCUCACUCUGGUGGAGUGCUUCGAAAACAAGCAGCUGUACUUCGCCAACAGACUCAGCGACGCCAUGAAGAGUAAAGGAGCCAAAGAGAAGGUGGUGACCAGGAUCAUCGUCUCCCGCUGUGAAGUCGACCUCAUGAAGAUCCGCUCCGAGUUCAAGAGGCAGCACGGGAGGUCGCUGUACCACACCAUCACUGAGCACACUAAAGGAGACUACCAGAAGGCUCUGCUCAGUCUGUGUGCAGGAGACGACUGAACCCCGCCUGGACUGCGUUUCCCAGAAUGCCGCUGGGUGUGCUGUGCUCCUCGGCCGGCGUGUUGCUCGGGCCGUGGGCGGCUGCUGUUCCUCCAUCUUUGGUUUUUAUUCCCUAAAAACAGUUUGUGAUCUUUCUGUGAAAAAUGAAACGUGAAAACUGUCCCACAAAGACAGUCGAGGUUUAUUCAUGUUUGAUCUGAAUCAAAUCAUUUGUGCUGAGGCGUUUCUGCGUGUGCAGCAAC
This is a messenger RNA of Myripristis murdjan (pinecone soldierfish), 1314 nucleotides long. RefSeq names its product annexin A2-like. Bases 56 to 1072 code for a protein of 338 amino acids. NCBI's taxonomy places the organism in Eukaryota, Metazoa, Chordata, Actinopteri, Holocentriformes, Holocentridae. The record is from RefSeq and is a predicted model, not a curated record. Gene Ontology annotation, cellular component: cytoplasm; plasma membrane; nucleus. The transcript has 13 exons. Gene Ontology annotation, molecular function: calcium ion binding; phosphatidylserine binding; phospholipase inhibitor activity.